UGCAGUGUUGCUUUCCAAGCUUUGCUUGUAAUUUCACGCGAUUUCGGAACGAUGACAUGUCCUCUUUAACCACAUCUUUGAAUUCCUUGGUUUUCAGAUGAACAUCACCUUCAUUAAAAACUCGGCUGUACGAGACACCAUCUUGAACGUGACUUUGACAGCUCUUGCACCUAAAUUUGCCAACUUUCAGCCUGGAAGCUUUAAGCUUUGGUUCCAAAACUACUUGGUUCCUGUAAUAGCAAGCCUCAAUCCAGUCAGCUUGUGGGUGAUCCCCAGUAACAUCAGCUGUGCAUCCUAUGAAGCUAUACUCUCUGGUCUUCAGCAAAGUUUGAGAUACCUGCCACUUGAUCUUUCAAUGAGCGUGAGAUCGAGCAUAGAGUCACUCCAGAAGACAUUCACAGCUUGCUCACUGCCAGAUUCCUUUAAGUGCAAGGAGAGCCCUGUUGACGAGAACCUCAUCUGUGCUGGGACCUACGGACUCCCUCUUGACCAAACAGUGGACAUUGGCAAUUCAUCUGCAGCCUUAUGCAAUUUCACCAUCACUGAACAUGCCUGUUCAUCGGCUGAAGCUCUCACACCAAGAAAUGUAGCCACACUUUUGGAGUGCUCUCUGGAAAGACAACAGACAUACCCUGUAGAAGUCUGGAAGCUUUUCUUCCAAAGAAUUUCUGAUCUGGACCAAGCUCUGGACACGUUGUCCACCAUGAACCCCACCAUCAAAAAGAGCAGCCCAACCUUGUCAAAUGCUCUGGAAGCUUUGGGAGAGGUGAAAGUCAACAAGUUCAGUCAGGCAGAACUACUGAGUCAGGAUUCCAUCGCCAGCUGGUUCCAGAAUAGGCUGCGCCUCUUCUUGGCCUCUCCCACAACAAACUUCCUCACCUGCCUGAGCUCCAACAACUUCAGCUGCGUAACGUACCAGAUUGUCAUCAAGGCUUUUGGCACCCAAAAGGCCGUCAUGGACAGUGGCAGUCAGCGAGCAGUCUUCACUCAUUUCAUCAUACCAUUCUUGUCGAGGAAAGAUUCAUCUGAUCCCGGCUGCAUCUCCUCUGUGGGCAGUGGUGACAACUGGCUCCAGGCAAAUGUGGGCGCUUUCUCUGAAUUUGCAGAGCUAAAAGAAUUGCUGGCAAUCAAUCCAAAUUUCUCCAGCCUCCAAUACUUGUCCGAGCUGACUCCUUCUCAGGUGGCAACACUAGUCCUAAGGUUAGGCAGCUCAAACGACACAGACACGAUUGAUCAAGUCUUUGAGCGGCUUGACACUGGCAACGCCCUGCAAAAUGUGGACCAGUUCCUGACAAAUCUAACGCUUACUGGAAAGAUCCCAGUAUUCCAACCUGCUGUGAGAGAUCGCAUCAUGAACAGGACCUUUAUCAUCAUCAGUCAGCAACUGGCGCACUUUAGCACAGACGACUUUUAUGUUUGGUUCAAUGUCAAGCUGACUUUUAUCCUCACAAGCUUCACCCCAGAAAUGCUCAGGAUUACAACUUCAAGCAUCAAUUGCAUCAGCUACCGUGUGGUGGUAAGCGGCCUAGCCAGUGUUUACACUGACAUGACUCGUGAUAGACAGGCAGAAAUCGCACAGAUACUGCUGGACUACCUCAAAACAUCCGCCGCCGUCAUCAAUACACCAGGUACGGGGACUCAACAACAUAGUGCGCUGUUAUCAUUAAACGUGGAAACGUGCAGACAUGGGGAACAGGGAAAAUUGACAUGGCUGGCAUUGUCACUAAUUUGAUAAGGUGGCUAAGUCUUGUGUGCAAAUUC
Molecule: messenger RNA, 1761 nt
Organism: Oryzias latipes (Japanese medaka)
Lineage: Eukaryota; Metazoa; Chordata; Actinopteri; Beloniformes; Adrianichthyidae
Source: RefSeq, a predicted model, not a curated record